Plasmodium cynomolgi strain B is the source of this 1938-nucleotide messenger RNA. RefSeq lists its product as hypothetical. The transcript is spliced from 2 exons. Gene Ontology annotation, biological process: recombinational repair. The record is from RefSeq and is a predicted model, not a curated record. Lineage: Eukaryota; Apicomplexa; Aconoidasida; Haemosporida; Plasmodiidae. Bases 1 to 1938 code for a protein of 645 amino acids.
AUGCUCGAUGAAAAUUUGUCAUGUUUGUUAGACGAGAGCGAUGACGAGUGCGCCAGAAAAAAUGAAGUCAAAAGGAGGAAACAAGAGCUGCGUCAGAAGAGCAGCAGCGUCACCAAUGAGAGUGGUGGGGAGUUUUUCCCCACGUCUAUCCUAAACUUUAACAUUCGCAACAUAGGCAAUUUGAAUAAUUUUUUUAAAAACACGAGUGGCGAGUUCGGCAUUGUUGCACACUAUAAGACCUCGAUCCAAGGCACCGCUUCGCGUACGUCGACUUCGCUACCGCCAAGUGGAGAAGCCAAUCAAAACGGAAACGCGCUCAACAGGAAAAAUGAACAGCUGAGGAAAAAUGAACAGCUGAGGAAAAAUGAACAGCUAAGGAAAAAUUCGAACAAAAUUGAGAAGCAAGAAACUGCGAAAAGGAAAAAUCCGGAGGCUUCUUCCCAGGGCACUACUAACAUUGUACACGCGCACGCGGGGCAAGCGAAACAUGACAUUAAGGGCAGCAAGGGUAGCAAGGGUAGCAAGGGCAGCAAGGGCAGCGAGGGCAGCAAGGUAACCGAGGGGAACCCUGGUGUGAUGGAAAAUGCUAUCGAGAGGAAUGCUACCCAUUUGAGGGAAAACGCAAACGUGCGCAAAGGGGAGGAGGACAAACCGAUCGCUCCCUCGACCAACGUGUGCAGAAAGAAGAGGCCCCCAGAAACCAACCUGUACACAGAAUUGUUCAAAACAGGAGAAGCGCGAAACGGGGAUGCGGUAGAAGAAAAAGUGGCAGUGACCAAUAGAGCUGCAAAGAAAAAUGAAGAAGGAAUACUAAAAAAGCGUAACACAAGGGUAGAAGGAACCAACCUUGCGAGUGCAUCCAUGCAUGGAGAGAAGGAAGUCAAGGGGUCUAAUGGAAGAAACUCCAAUCGUGUGGUGCGGUUUGUCACCAAUGAGGAUGGAAAGGAGUUACCACCUCGGAUGAGCAGUAAGGACACAAUGAAAGGAACCCAAAUUGCGAACAAGGCGAAAUGGUGUAAUAGUAGAAACUCCAGCACCGUACCAGCGAUGGGAACAAAUUCUACCGCAUCGAUUUCUUUGUUAAGUGGUGCUCCUAAGUUGAACUCGAUAAGAUACACCUCGCAGCCAUUGGACAGAAGCAUAGAAGCAGACCCUCUUGCUCAAAAAAACAAAAUCGAAAAAAGGAAAGAGUUAAUUUUUUGCUUCUCAUUUAUAAAAUACAACUCUUGGGUGAAGGCGCUGAAAAUUUUGAACCUUCCGUUGGAUCCCUUCCAUUUGAGUAUAAACGCGCAUAGGUAUGUAACAGACAGGGGGGAGGAGCAGCCGGGCCAGGAUCAGAGCGAGCACCGGGGUAAGAGUCAGGAUCAGACCCAGUAUCAGACCCAAUAUCAGACCCAGUAUCAGACCCAGUAUCAGACCCAAUAUCAGAGCCAGGGCCACAUGGCGUGCGCACCUAACCCAGACUCGCACGAAGCAGGCACAGCGGGAAGCGGUCAAAGUAGCGCCUCACUGAGCAACACACUGCGGAACACGGCAAGCGAAACGGCUAGCCACACAUCCUCCUUCCUGUACACGCACAACAUCCACAACAUUUUGAGAAACAAAAGAUUCGCAAACUACAGAAUCGAAAAAAUGAUGGUGAUAGUUAAGAGCAUCAGAUGCAGGAGUCACGGGUACUUCAUAGUAGCCAUGGAUCCUUCUGGUCAAAUGCCAGCAUCUAUACAUAAGGAGGUCGAGAAGGAAUACAAAAAACACAUAAAUAUUGGUUCCACGUUAAUUCUAAAAGACGUCACUGUGUUCGAAACGAUUGAUAAUUUCCCCUACCUGAUAAUAACGCUACGAAGCCUCGUGCGGGUCAUCCGGGCGGAGGAAACGAGUUACGCUGCGAAGGAGGACAUCCUCAAGAGCAUUCACGGGGGAACGCGCCGCAAGGCGUGA